AUGCCCGUAAAUAGAGAACUCAAGGCUCUCGUCGCCAGCAUGGAGACAUACCCAACCUUGGCCUCUGUAGAAGGCAAAAAUAUAGCCGAAAGACUCAAGAAAAGACAAAGAAGAAAGACAAUAAGUCAGAUUGAGGCAAAACGGAUUGAAUUAGAUGACCCUUUUACCGUACAACAAGAGCUGGAAAUUAACACCGAAGAAAGUGAUUCCGCUUGGGAACCUUGGGAAGAGGUAACACCCACAAGACAUUAUAGAAGGAGGCCCGUUAUUAGGAGAAACACCUUCAUAAGGCCCAGGGUUGAAAUGUCUACAAGGGAAAAGAGAAGACGAUUUAAAACCUCAAAAGAAACGCAAGAGGGCAAGAAAGAAUUAGAUGCCGUGGAAAGUCUUCUUACCAUGGCAAAUGGAAAAAAAGUAUCUCAAAUGAUGAUGACAUCAAAGCGAGUUAUGGGAGAGAUUAAUAUGAGACCUCCUAAACCUGUUUUAGGGGAAUUAAUUCCUCAGGUGCAAAGUGGACCCAAAAAGGCUUCCAAUGAAUUGAAGAGAAAAGAAAUAAAAUCCGUGUUGACAUCAUGGAAUGUUCACCGUCGUGGGAUGUUCGUCAUAUUGGCGGAUCAUAUUGUCACGUCUACCAAAAAAGGGGAAACAAAUGGAGAUAGUUUAGAUUUCAGGACUUUACUUGAACAUUGCUUGGAAAAUUACAUCUGCCAAGAUGAGAAAACUUUUCGUCAUUACUUGCAAGACUUUUAUUAUCAUGGCUUAUUCUUGGCAAAAAAAACCACUUGCGGGGAGAUCAGGAUCACUAUCCCAGCUCCUUUGCAUGACCUCAAGUUAUUGUUGUCGGAUAAGAACCUCUUCGGACGUGGUGACGGUAAUAUUAUUGAUGAUAAUGGUAUACAUGAGAAACAACUGGUCGUAUGGGUAAAACAUCCUUUACAUACCGAUCCCGUCAAAGUUCACGUGUCAUACAAUGCUGACAUUGCCGACGUGAAAAAAGUUGUAAGGCAAGAAUUGCAACCUGCACUUGAUAAAGAGAGUCUUGGUAAAGUAUUACUUUUGAGUCCUAAGCUCGGUCGGUUAAGUCCUCCAACAUUGAUAAGGAAGGUGGUUUUGGACAAAGAUGAAAAUCUAAUCGUUUUCGUGGAUAAUCUUGAAUCUCGAUUAUUCUUAAAGACGAUCACCACAGACCGUCUUCCGUUACAAGUAAAUGCACCUUUAUGCCUUAAAACUGAUGAGGCUUAUAUUGCGGUGGCAAAGAUAUUGAUGGGAAGUUAUUCGCAACAAGACAUAACGGCACUCAGAAAUAGUCUUUGUGAAUCGAGCAUCGAAAGCUGGAGUUCUAGAUAUUCUUAUGCAGGACGGUAA
This is a messenger RNA of Funneliformis caledonium, 1365 nucleotides long. The record is from the annotation of a GenBank genome assembly. Lineage: Eukaryota; Fungi; Glomeromycota; Glomeromycetes; Glomerales; Glomeraceae.